AGGUACUUAUUAAUAAGUCUGCCAACCUACCUGAAACACACAUUGAAUAGCAAUUAAAGCACAAGAAUGGGACACAAAGAAGAGUCAAGAAGAACAAUGGAAGAAAUAUCACCAAAUCAAGAAGAAGAGGUUACAAAUGAGAGGAGUGCCACUUUUUAUCUUUACCAUCCAUGUUCAUUACUCCAAAAAUUCCUUGGAACUUUCUUCAAAUGUCUAGGGUUUGAAAUUGAAGCAAACAAAAAAGAACAUGAUGAAGUAGAAGCUCAUUCAGAUGCAGAAGAGGAUCUUGAAAGUAAUGAUGAUGGCAAAGUUCUUGCAUGUGCAGAACAAAAAGAAUGUUCAACGAGUGAUGGUCAAAGUUUUCAACUUAUCAGCACUUUGAUCAUUAGGAGAGGUGGACAAAGAAGAUCAGAUCUUAGUAUGGGAAGAGGUGGACGAAGAAGAUCAGAUCUUAGUACGGGAAAAGGUCCAGGGAUUAAUUCAGAAUUUCUUUAAAUCUCUCUAUCAUUUCCUAUGUAGAGUCUUCUUCUAUGCAAGAACUUUUGCAUGUGUGUAGACAUUAGCUAUUUAUGCAUAACAAUGCUCAACAGGGGUGUGCAAAAAGUCAUAGGAUCUGAAGAUUUAAAUAGUAAGUUGUUGGGUUUAAUUUUGAUGUAUUUGCACUCUAGUAUAACAUCUCUUACUAAGUCUUUUUGUCAAAAAAAAAAAA
Molecule: messenger RNA, 709 nt
Organism: Medicago truncatula (barrel medic)
Lineage: Eukaryota; Viridiplantae; Streptophyta; Magnoliopsida; Fabales; Fabaceae
Exons: 2
Coding region: 67-495 (142 amino acids)
Biological process (GO): innate immune response
Source: RefSeq, a predicted model, not a curated record